Molecule: messenger RNA, 1074 nt
Organism: Benincasa hispida (wax gourd)
Lineage: Eukaryota; Viridiplantae; Streptophyta; Magnoliopsida; Cucurbitales; Cucurbitaceae
Product: LOB domain-containing protein 1-like
Source: RefSeq, a predicted model, not a curated record
CAAAAAAAUUUCCUUCUUCCUUUUCCCACUCUCCAACACUAAUUUCUCUCUCCUCCCUCCAUUUUCUCUCUCUACAAAAUUAAAAUAAAUAUUUUUAAACCAAAAAAAAAAAAAUUAUGGCUUACGUGGCCAAGUGUACUAAUUCUCCUCCAACUCCGAUCAAUGUUCCAAACCACUUAUCUUUCUCCCCAAUGUCUUCUUCCUCCGCCGCCGCCACCACCACCAAUUUUGCUUCACCACCCACUUCUCAGCCGUCGUCUCCUCCGCUGUCUGCGGUAGUCCUCAGCCCCUGCGCCGCCUGUAAGAUCCUCCGCCGCCGCUGCGUCGAGAAAUGCGUUUUGGCUCCAUAUUUCCCUCCCACAGAGCCUCUUAAGUUCACCAUUGCCCAUAGAGUUUUUGGAGCUAGCAAUAUCAUCAAGUUCUUGCAAGAGCUUCCAGAAUCUCAAAGAACAGAUGCAGUGAGCAGCAUGGUAUACGAAGCAAACGCUCGACUGCGAGAUCCAGUUUACGGUAGUGCAGGCGCGAUUUGCCAGCUGCAAAAGCAGGUGAGCGAGCUACAAGCUCAACUAGCCAAGGCUAGGGCAGAGGUGGCUAAUAUGCAGCAACAACAAGCCAACUUACUAGCCUUGAUUUGCAUGGAAAUGAGGCAGUCACCGGAACCUGUUUGGCCACCGCAACUUGUCGACACUACAUGCUUUCUCGAUGAUGCCACCCUUAGCUCACCGUGGGAGCCACUCUGGACGUGAUCUAGCCGUCUUGUUGGCAUUCUUUUGCAAUGAUAUUUAAUUUGGAUUAGAGAAAGAUUUAAGUUAAUUGUUAUAGUAAAAAAUAUACUUUAAAUAUAUAUAAAUAGUAAUGUUGAUGAUGAUAAUAAUGUUAAUGAUUUUAACUCAAAUAUGAAACGGAAUCCAAGUAUUUUUCCCCUAUAAUUGUAAUCUUCUAUGUUUCAAUGGAGAGAGAAAAGGAAAAGGAGAGAACAUGGAAGAGUUUAAUUUGGACUUUUGGAGGGUGGUGGUUGUUUUCAUUUAGAAGAUUUGCUAAAUUUUUUUUUUAAUGAAAGCUCCUUUUGGGUAA